Messenger RNA from Musca domestica (house fly), 2048 nucleotides. It is a transcript of the gene Psn, whose product is annotated as presenilin homolog. Gene Ontology annotation, cellular component: neuronal cell body; dendritic shaft; membrane raft. The transcript has 9 exons. Gene Ontology annotation, biological process: calcium ion transport; Notch receptor processing; negative regulation of apoptotic process. Gene Ontology annotation, molecular function: aspartic endopeptidase activity, intramembrane cleaving. The record is from RefSeq and is a predicted model, not a curated record. The coding region runs from base 300 to 1871 and encodes 523 amino acids. NCBI's taxonomy places the organism in Eukaryota, Metazoa, Arthropoda, Insecta, Diptera, Muscidae.
UCUCUGUUUCUCUCAUAUACAUUGUCACAUAAAGAGCAUCAACUCUUUCAUUCGCUGAUUCACUUGCAACAGAGAAUUAAUAGUUUUAUCAGUAAUUUCGCAUUAAAAACCCAAUAAAUAAAGAAGAAACAAAAAAUCAACAACAACAACUAGCCGACCCUCUCAAAAAUAUAAUUUUGUUUGAUCUUGUUUUUCCUACAUUGCCUCCUUUUUUUGCUUGGAUAAAAAAUUUUAACAAAACGGAUCCUACACAGCAGCUUGACACUGUUGAGGUAGAGCCCGACGAAAAUACCCCUCUGAUGAUGGAAGGCCAUGUCGGUGCCCCUCAAAUAAGUUGUAAUAACUCCAUAACUGGAGGCGCCAGUCAUGUGCGACAACAGAGGCGCAAGGUGGAACAACUAAAUAAUUAUGGUACAGCUGCAGAGGCAAAUCGAGAUCAAACAGAUGCGGCCAUUUUGGAUGUCCCCGGUGUGGAGAUAAGAAGUCGCGGCGGCGGCCAUCGUGACGGAGAUGAAAAUCCCAAUGAUGGAGAACCGGGACCUUCAAGUGAAGCACACCCCCCAACAGUGGAAGAAGAGGAACAAGUUUUAAAAUAUGGAGCCCAGCAUGUCAUCAAGAUUUUUGCACCUGUUUCACUGUGCAUGCUUGUGGUGGUGGCCACAAUAAAUUCCAUUACAUUUUACACCUACACGGAUACAUAUUUACUAUAUACCCCAUUCCAUGAACAAUCGGAUGAUAAGGGCACCAAAUUAUGGAACGCCCUGGCCAAUUCUUUGAUUUUGCUUUCCGUGGUUGUUGUAAUGACAAUUGUUUUAAUAGUCCUCUACAAGAAACGUUGCUAUAGAAUUAUUCAUGGCUGGUUAAUAUUGUCCUCGUUUAUGUUGCUGUUCAUCUUCAGCUAUCUGUAUUUGGAGGAAUUGCUACGGGCCUACAAUGUAGCCAUGGAUUAUCCAACUACUCUUCUAAUUUUAUGGAAUUUCGGUGUCAUGGGUAUGAUUGCUAUACAUUGGCAAAGUCCCCUGAAACUUCAGCAGGCUUAUUUGAUUUUUGUAUCGGCCCUAAUGGCCUUGGUGUUUAUUAAGUAUUUACCGGAAUGGACAGCAUGGGCUGUAUUGGCAGCCAUAUCCAUAUGGGAUUUAAUUGCCGUACUUACCCCUAAGGGGCCCUUACGUAUUCUCGUUGAGACUGCCCAGGAACGAAACGAACAAAUUUUCCCUGCCUUGAUUUAUUCCUCUACCAUUUUGUAUACCUUCAUGGGUACUACAGGAGGACCUCAACGCAAUAACAACUCCUCAGGUUCCAAUUCCCCAAAUUCACCGCAUACCUCCCAAACGAGCUCUACAUCUGUUUCUAGACAAACAGGUAACACAGCUACAAAUGCUGAAGGUAUGCCUCUAGUGACAUUUAAAAUGCGCGGAAACGAGGCAGCUGGUUUCACCGAGGAAUGGUCCUCAAAUCUAGAUGAGCGUGUUGCCAGACGCCAAAUUGAGGUGCAAGCAAGUACUUCGGACAGUGCCAAUCGUUCGACCAACUAUCGCACGGUAACGGCCCAGGAAGAUCGCCCACACUUGGGCAGUAACAUGACAGAGGCCCAAGAAGAGCGUGGCAUAAAACUGGGCUUGGGAGAUUUCAUAUUCUAUUCGGUGUUGGUAGGAAAAGCUUCAUCAUACGGCGAUUGGGCUACUACAAUUGCUUGUUUUGUGGCAAUUCUGGUGGGUCUUUGUUUAACCCUGGUGUUGUUGGCAAUUUGGCGCAAGGCCCUGCCAGCUUUACCCAUUUCCAUUUUCUUCGGUCUCUUCUUUUGCUUAAUUACAAGUGUCAUAGUUAAGCCCUUUAUGGAAGAACUCUCGGAUCAACAGGUUUUCAUAUGAAGCCUUACACAUGACAAUAGUGUAAAGCAUAAAAAGACAAACUAAUCUCGUUUUGUUAAGUAUUUAAAGUGGCAAAAUGCUUUUUUUACUCCUCAUACUCCUUAUACCCAUAUAGCUAAGUAUAUUAAAUAUUGGACUGUUCAUUUCAAUGUAAUAAUGAAAACUAAUUUAAUUUAA